AUGUCAAUGACUAUCAGCAUUCAAGAAGAGGUAGAUAGACUCGAAUGCCAACUCAAGGAUGCCAAGCAGCGGCUAGAUGAAGCCAAUGGAUUUCCAACCCCAGCGCGCAGCUCAAGUCAACCAGCCAUCCCGCCUCUCACAAUCCCGCACUCCCUCCUCCUUCUCUCCGACUCUGCCCUCCCGCUGGGAUCCUUCGCCUAUUCCAGCGGCCUAGAGUCCUUCCUCGCCCACACAAAACUCCAAAGCCAACAACGCAAUACAACCCCGUCGCCCUUCUCCACAACCUCCUUCCACCAAUUUCUCUCCCUCUCCCUCUCCUCCAUCGCCAGCACAACCCUCCCUUACCUCCUAGCUGCACACCGAGACCCGCUCCAGCUUCAGACUCUCGACAACGACCUCGACGCCUCAACCACCUGCACCGUCGCACGCCGCGCAAGCGUAGCGCAAGGCCUGGCGCUACUAGGUGUCUGGGAGCGCUCCUUUCGCGACUCCCACACAACCACAUCAACAAGUCCGAAAGCGCAAGCAGCCGCCCACGCCGCCCUGAAUGACUUUUCCACGGCUUUGAAAACCUUCACCACCAACACCAACGACCAACUAAAUGGCCACCUCCCGCCUCUGUGGGCUGUCGUCUGCGUCGCGAUGGACAUCGACAUAACUUCCACAGCAUAUGUAUACAUGCUCAACCAUGCAAAGGCGGUGCUAAGCGCCGCCGUGCGCGCAUCAGUGAUGGGACCUUAUCAGGCGCAGGGGUUGUUAGCGAGUCGGUGGCUGCAGGAGGUGAUUGAGCACCGGUUACAGGGUCAAUGGAAUGUAAGACCCGAAGAAGCGGGGCAAGUUGUGCCACUUGUGGAUCUGUGGGUGGGGAGGCAUGAGUUGCUUUAUAGUCGUAUAUUUAAUUCGUGA
Messenger RNA from Paracoccidioides brasiliensis Pb18, 906 nucleotides. RefSeq lists its product as uncharacterized. The transcript has 2 exons. The record is from RefSeq and is a predicted model, not a curated record. Gene Ontology annotation, molecular function: nickel cation binding. Bases 1 to 906 code for a protein of 301 amino acids.